Messenger RNA from Histoplasma capsulatum G186AR, 587 nucleotides. RefSeq lists its product as uncharacterized. The record is from RefSeq and is a predicted model, not a curated record. NCBI's taxonomy places the organism in Eukaryota, Fungi, Ascomycota, Eurotiomycetes, Onygenales, Ajellomycetaceae. Gene Ontology annotation, molecular function: deaminase activity. Gene Ontology annotation, cellular component: mitochondrion; cytosol. The transcript is spliced from 3 exons. Bases 134 to 523 code for a protein of 129 amino acids.
CACAUCACAUCGACUCGUGAGCGGAUGCUUCAAGUUCUUAAGAAAGGGACUGUUUUCACCCGCCAUUGCUCUUGAUAACCGUUGCAAUUCAUAAGCCGAUCAUUCAUUCUCCCGUGGUUCGUUCAAAGCAAAUAUGGCAUCCGCAAAGCAGGUUGUCCUGACCGACAAGGCCCCCGCGCCUAUCCCGGUGUUGUCCCAGGGAAUCGUUUACAACGGAAUUGUAUACUGCUCGGGCCAGGUGGGGAUGGAUCCGGCCACUGGCAAACUGGUUGAGGGAACAGUUCAGGAUCGAACAGCCCAAAUAUUCCGCAACCUGAGCGCUGUAUUGGAGAAAGCCGGCUCAAGCUUGGAGAAGGCUAUCAAGGUCAACGUCUUCCUUGCCAAUAUGGACGACUUUGCGGCCAUGAAUGAAAUAUAUGGCCAGUUCCUGAGCCAAGAACCUAAGCCGGUGCGAACCUGCGUUGCUGUGAAAGCACUCCCCUUGGGUACGGACGUUGAAAUAGAGUGUUCUGCCUUCAUUUGAACUGCGAUGCUUUCCUUUCGUCGAGAAGUCUUUGCUCCUUCCAAGCCAUCUAGCGACACCGAAG